AUGUGGACUGGUUGGCUGACCUCCAUCCAUCUCUUCUCCUUCACCCUCAUCUUCUUUCGCGCCGUCAGGAACCGCAACAGCGACAUGGUGGCACCCACGCCCCAGAAUACGCCGCUGAGCAAUGCUCCCCUCACCAGGGAGGCUCUGUCGCGUCCUACUGUCGGCACCAUUGGCGAGGAGGACGAGGGAGCAGAUGUCGCCUCUGCCCUCUCCAGCAAUCCCGCUCUUGCUGGCUUGAUGCAGGACAAGCUCAACAGCCUCGUCGGACGCUCGUCUGGCUACAUCGAGAGCCUUCCCGACCACAUCAAGCGUCGUGUGGAGGGUCUCAAGGGUCUCCAGGUGGAGCACACCAAGAUCGAGACCGAGUUCCAGAAGGAGAUCCUCGAGCUCGAGAAGAAGUACGCCACCAAGUACGCCCCAAUCUACCAGCGCCGCUCUGAGAUCGUCAACGGCAAGGCCGAGCCUACCAGGGACGAGGUCGUCAAGGGUGAGGAGUCAGAGCCUCAGGAGGAGAGCGACGAUGAGGACGACGAGCCUGUUAAGAAGCAAUCAUACGCCGAUACCGAGGUUCCCGCCGAUGCCAAGAACGAGGGCAUCCCUGAAUUUUGGCUCACCGCCCUCAAGAACCACGUUGCCCUUUCUGAGCUCAUCGAGGAGCGUGACGAGGAGGCUCUCAAGGCCCUCACCGACGUUCGCAUGUCGUACCUUACCGACGCAUCGGGCUUCAAGCUUGAAUUUGUCUUCGACACCGCCAAGAAUGACUUCUUCACCGACUCGAUCCUCACCAAGACCUACUAUUACCAGGACGGCGUCGGCUACUCUGGUGACCUCGUCUACGACCAUGCCGAGGGAUGCGAAAUUCAUUGGAAAGAGGGCAAGGACCUCACUCACAAGGUCGAGACAAAGAAGCAGCGCAACAAGAACACCAACCAGACGCGCACUGUCAAGCGCUCCGUCCCCACCUCUUCUGUCUUCAACUUCUUCAAUCCCCCUCGCCCACCAAAGGACGGCGACGACGAGGAUGUUGACCUCGACGAGAUCGACGAGCGUCUCGAGCUCGACUACCAGAUCGGCGAGGACCUCAAGGACAGAAUCAUCCCGCGUGCCGUCGACUACUUCUCGGGCAAGGCGCUUGCGUACGAAGAUCUCGAUGAUGAUGACUUUGAGGACGAGGACGAUGAGGAUGACGAUGAUGAGGAUGAUGAGGAUGAGGAGGACGAUGGCCGUCAGCGUAGGUCUCUCGGCGCUGGGUCGCAGAUGGCUGGGUCACAAGAUCCCCAGGAGUGCAAGCACCAGUAA
This is a messenger RNA of Jaminaea rosea, 1299 nucleotides long. RefSeq names its product NAP-domain-containing protein. The record is from RefSeq and is a predicted model, not a curated record. Gene Ontology annotation, molecular function: chromatin binding; histone binding. Bases 1 to 1299 code for a protein of 432 amino acids. Gene Ontology annotation, biological process: nucleosome assembly. The transcript has 5 exons. Lineage: Eukaryota; Fungi; Basidiomycota; Exobasidiomycetes; Microstromatales. Gene Ontology annotation, cellular component: nucleus; chromatin.